AUGGUUGAGAAACAAGAGACAGAAGUAUUUGUCUACAAGAAUGUGGCUAACCGGGUCAAGCCCAUCAUGACCACAUUACCAGAAGAGUUCCAAAUUGUGCAAAGAAAACUGGCAAGGCUGCUGGAGGAGCUUCCAACCUUACCGGUCCACCCACCCGAAUUUAAGCCUUGGGGGAGGUACACAUGA
Molecule: messenger RNA, 186 nt
Organism: Laetiporus sulphureus 93-53
Lineage: Eukaryota; Fungi; Basidiomycota; Agaricomycetes; Polyporales; Laetiporaceae
Exons: 1
Coding region: 1-186 (61 amino acids)
Source: RefSeq, a predicted model, not a curated record